AUGCGAUGGGUCGGGCCAUCAGAAGAACGUCGAGCGCAUAUUUUCGGCAGCCGAUCGGCCACGGCCGCGAAGAACGAGCCCACCAGUCUUUUGCACCACUCGAUUGGCAGCGAGACAGUGCUCAUCGCAGCAAGUGCUCCUCUGUGUGUCUCGCCCUUUUUUCUGCUCGCCCCGCCUUUGGCUCGGCAGGAUUCCGUGGCCUGGACAUCUGCUCCUCAUCCUGCAAGCACCUUCUUCACCAACCCCAUCAUCUCUUUUCGCAUCUUCACUUGUGCACUCUCCAGCUCAAAGCCCGACUCGCAAGGACACCCUACUCGUCCUUCGUCUCCAUCUUCGCCGCCCAAGCGCAACCCCAUCUUACGCCCACAGCCGGCACCCGUCAUCCUUUCUCCUGCACUCCAGGAGCUAGCAACCCUGUUGGACUUCAUCCACGCCUCGCCUUCCUUCCAUGCCGUCAGACGACUCCGACGAUAG
Molecule: messenger RNA, 474 nt
Organism: Moesziomyces aphidis
Lineage: Eukaryota; Fungi; Basidiomycota; Ustilaginomycetes; Ustilaginales; Ustilaginaceae
Source: the annotation of a GenBank genome assembly